AUGCAGCAGUUGGUCCAGGAUGGACUAGACCGGACGCAGAGAGCAGCGUCCAUCAAGCGAGGUAUCGACGAAGGCCUGCAAACAGUGCAAGCGGUGAGGGGGAUAGUGGACAAGGCGGUACAGACCGCACCGGAAGCCGCCGUCGCCUGGGCCGGCGUCUGCCUUGGACUAGAGAUCCUUUCGAACCCCGUCACCGAGGCACGCGACAAUCCCAAAGGCAUCGUCUACGUUCUGUCAAGAAUGGAGUGGUAUUGGAACUUGGUGUCCCUGCUUCUCGACGAGAACAAGGCUGAGCAAUCUUCCGCGGGACUGCGAGUCCAACUGGAGAAGCACGUCGUGCAGCUCUACGUGAAACUUUUGUCGUAUCAGAUACAGAGCAUCUGCCUUUAUCACCGGAACUGGGCUGCCGUCAUCGGAAGGGAUAUGCUCAAACUCGAUGACUGGGCUGGCCAGCUCAGCGAGAUCCAGGAAGCUGAGGCUGCCGUGCAAAGAGACAUGGAACAAUACAAUACUGAAGAGAGCAAGACGCAACUUCGGAAACUCACCGACGCCGCAAGUGCUAUAGAGAUGAAUCUCCAAGACAUCCAUUUGGCCAUCCAGGACCAAACACGGCAGCAGGAGAGGAGACACCAAGACGAUAGGGACAAGCAAGAAUAG
Clonostachys rhizophaga is the source of this 657-nucleotide messenger RNA. The record is from the annotation of a GenBank genome assembly. NCBI's taxonomy places the organism in Eukaryota, Fungi, Ascomycota, Sordariomycetes, Hypocreales, Bionectriaceae.